Messenger RNA from Microthlaspi erraticum, 1110 nucleotides. NCBI's taxonomy places the organism in Eukaryota, Viridiplantae, Streptophyta, Magnoliopsida, Brassicales, Brassicaceae. The record is from the annotation of a GenBank genome assembly.
AUGGCUACGUUCUUGGCUACUUCUACAGCCUGUCCUUUACUUUGUCCCGCAAAACCAACAAGGAGUGUGAAGAUGAUGAGCAGUUUACAACAAGCAUCGGUUCUAAGAAUCCAGAGCUUCUCAGGGCUAAGGGCUUCCAAUGCAUUGGGUCUUACGGCAAGGCUUGUUCAAGGCUUAUUUUCUAAGGUUAACCGUUCGAUCUCAUCCAAGAAAGGAAGAGCUAGCCGAAGUGUAACAAAAGCCAUGUUUGAGAGGUUUACCCUGGAAGCAAUCAAGGUCAUAACGCUGUCUCAAGAGGAAGCUCUGAGACAUGGCCAUAACUUUGUUGGGACUGAGCAGAUACUGUUGGGUCUAGUUGGGGAAGGGACUGGAAUCGCUGCAAAGGCUCUUAAAUCCAUGGGAAUCAAUCUUAAAGAUGCUCGUGUAGAGGUGGAAAAGAUCAUUGGAAGAGGUAGUGGAUUUGUUGUGGCAGUGGAGAUCCCUUUUACACCUCGCGCAAAGCGUGUCUUGGAGUUGUCUCUAGCGGAAGCUCGACAACUAGGGCAUAACUACAUUAACACAGAGCAUCUUCUGCUUGGUCUUGUUCGUGAGGACGGUGUUGCCGCUCGUGUCCUGGAGAAUUUGGGUGUAGAACCUAGUAACAUCCGUACGCGGGUUAUACGUAUGGUUUCGGAAGAAAACAAUGAAGUGACAGCAAAAGUUGAUCUUGAAAAUCUUCGUAAAGAGGUGGAAAAGAUCUUUGGAAGGGGUAAUGGAUCUGCAAAAGGUGUUGCAGCUAGUGUCCUAGAGGAUUUGGGUGUGGUUCGUACUUACAUCCGGGAUAAGGUUAACGGAGAAGAAAUGGAAGUGCCAGCAGGAAACGUUGAUCUUGAACAACUUAGUCAAGAUGUGGAAACAAUCUUUGGAAGAGGGAAUGAAUCUGCGAAAGGUGUUGCAGCUCGUGUCCUACAGGAUUUGGGUGUGGAUCGUACUUACAUCCGGAAUAAGCUUAUACGUAUGAUCGAGGAAGACAAAAAGAAUUCGGGGGAUCAAGACGAACAAAUAGACAAUGAUAAUUUCACAAGGAUAGUUAUGAUUCUUCUUCUUCUUAUUCUUCUAAAACAGAAAUGA